AUGGUUGGUCAUGAUGGCAUAGCUGUAGACCCUGACAAAGUCAAGGCUAUAAAGGACUUGGCUCCUCCUAAGGAUGUACAUAGUGUUCGAAGUUUCAUGGGCAUGGCCACACAGCUAGGAAAGUUUUCCUCACUUCUAGCUGAGUAUUCAAAGCCAAUUAGAGAUUUGCUGAGUAGUACAAAACAAUUUUACUGGUGUAGUGACCAACAGGAAGCAUUUGACAAGAUUAAGUGUAUUUUGACAGAAACUCCUGUUCUUGCACUGUAUGACCCAAACAUGGGAACUACUCUUAUGACGGAUAGAUCCAGCUACGCAACUGGUUUUGUAGUGCUCCGGAAACAAGACAAUGGGGGAAUUUAA
This is a messenger RNA of Mercenaria mercenaria, 360 nucleotides long. RefSeq lists its product as uncharacterized. The coding region runs from base 1 to 360 and encodes 119 amino acids. The record is from RefSeq and is a predicted model, not a curated record. Lineage: Eukaryota; Metazoa; Mollusca; Bivalvia; Venerida; Veneridae. The transcript has a single exon.